AUGUCCACCAUGGUGUACCCACGCAGUGAGGAGGCCCUGGAGCGCCUGACCCAGGAUGAGAUAGUGCUCAACACCAAGGCCGUGAUGCAGGGCCUGGAGACCCUCCGCGGGGAGCAUGCCCAGCUCCUCACCUCCCUGCUGGACUGCACACAGCCACCUGCUGCCCAGGAGAAGUCAGGCCUGCUGCGUAAAAGCCUGGAGGCCAUCGAACUUGGCCUGGGAGAGGCACAGGUAGGGAAGAAAUGGGGGAAGAGGAGGGAUGGGGAGUGAAAGGAAAGGAGGGGGAGAGGGAAGAGAAGAGGAAGAGAAAUGGAAGAAGAGAGAGGGAAGGCAGAGUGGAGUGAAGGGGACAAAGAAAGUGGGUGAGUGGAAGAUGCUCAGUUUUAGAGGUAAGGGAUGAUAAUGAAAUGAUGAGAGAGGAGGUGAAUGGAGAGGAGGAGGAUGCUGGUGCUUGAUGUGGGUUAUUGCUAGUUCAUACACUGUGACUAAGACUGAAGGAGAGGAUGUAUUUAGAUUGAUGCCUCAUAGAGGGUGAUUCAUCAAGAGGAAAUGAGUUGUUCCUGUAGAAAGGUGGUGGUGGGAAUCUGGGUUGGAUACAGAUGGACUGAUAUAACAUGAACGGCAUAAAAUAACGUCCCAAAAGACAACUCCCCACCCUCUUUUGAAUAGACCAGAAUAUAAUACAAUGAUAUAUUGUCCUCCAAGAAGGACAUUAUUUGCACUGGUUUUGGAACAGGUUACAACACACACAUUACAAAUCCCAGGUAAACAUUCUACAAUGCUCCACACUUCUUCCUAGCCUGGAAUUCCACGCUAACGUACAAUGUGGUCUGGCCCCCAAGCUAGCCGCUUCCCCCUUUGAAACUAAAACAUUCUCGCAGCUUUCCUUCUUUAUUUGAACCCCCUACAUCCCUCUCUUGCUCCCUCUUGCCAGGUUGUCAUUGAAAAUAAGAGUUGGUUCUAACCCCUCCACCUCCCCUUGUCCAGGUGAUCAUUGCCCUGUCGGGCCACCUGAGUGCGGUGGAGUCUGAGAAGCAGAGGCUAAGAGCCCAGGUCAGACGACUGUGUCAGGAGAACCAGUGGUUACGAGACGAACUGGCAGGAACACAGGUAGACAUACUACAGCCUAAUCCGCCUUACGUAUAGGUAGAUGUAUCCUAAUUCUAACUCAGUUAGAUAUACAGCAUAGAACACUGCAUCAUUCACGCCAAUAUCAAAAUCUUUGUUUUCAGACCUCAAAAGUGGUUAAAUGUUCUGGAGAUGUUGGAUUAGUCUAUAUAUCAACAUAUACAACCGACUGCAUGGGGUGUUGGCUCAUCUCAGCGUUACUUUUGAGGGCGGAAAACAUUUGGCUAACAUUUUAGGGGUUUUGGAGUAUACAAUCACUUUAAUCCCUUCCAAAGCAAAACAUUUCCAAAGCUUCCCCUGCCUCCCACUCACCUCACCUCUCCUCCUCCCCCACCCUCUCCCUCACUCCUCACCUCCCCUCAGAACAAGCUGCAGUGUAGUGAGCAGAGUGUUGCCCAGCUGGAGGAGGAGAAGAAACACCUGGAGUUCAUGAACCGGAUUAAGAAGUUUGACGACGACGUGUCUCCGUCUGAGGAGAAGGCUGCAGGGGAGACGUCUAAAGACAGCCUGGACGACCUGUUCCCCAAUGAUGACGACCAGGGACAAGGUAGGACGAUUGAUUGGCCAAGAAGAAGCCCAUUGAGGGGACAAGGUAGACAUGGGGUUAGAGAGGGGUUAGAUUGGUAAUGUCGAAGACAAUGGGUGUUAGAUAUGGGUGGGGUUAGACUUAUGAUAGAUAGUUGAUUUAUUGAUUUGAUUAUUUUAUUGAUUGAGUGAAGGUAUGUUAUAGCAGUCAUUUUGGUUACAGACACUACCACCUCUUAAAAUGAUGUGAAAUAAAUUACAUUUAUCUUCGUCUCAGAGAUUUCUUUCUGAAAUAAGCAUUGUAUCUUAACAUGCUACAGUUGUACCUCAGCAAGCUAGCCAUUCUGUAGCAAGAAUGAAAGCCCUUUUUUAUUUGGAACCCCUGUUCUGUCAGCACAAUGUAUCAAGAAUGAAUCACUUUAACCCCCUCCACACCUCUCCUCCAGCCCAGCCCAGUGGAGAGGUGGCUGCCCAGCAGGGUGGCUAUGAGAUCCCAGCCCGCCUGAGGACCCUCCACAACCUGGUGAUCCAGUACGCCUCCCAGGGGAGAUACGAGGUGGCCGUGCCCCUCUGCAAACAAGCCCUGGAGGACCUGGAGAAGACCUCUGGACACGACCACCCCGACGUGGCCACCAUGCUCAACAUACUGGCCCUCGUCUACAGGUGAGAGGGGAAUGAAGGGAGAAAUGGAGUGAGGGAGAUGGAUGGAGGGCUGGAUGUAUGAAUGGGUGGAUAUGCUCAUAGGAGAUGGAUGGGUCAAGGGAUGGCUCGAUGUACUCAUAGUAGAUUGGGUGCAGAGAGGAUGUGUGGAUAGCUGGGUAAAAAUAAUGAAUUGAGACUUACUGCUUAAUUAUGGUGCUUGUACACAUCUUCUUACCUGGCAUUGUAUUUGUGUUCCAGGGACCAGAACAAGUACAAAGAGGCAGCCCACCUGCUGAACGAUGCCCUGGCCAUCAGAGAGAAGACCCUGGGGAAGGACCACCCUGCGGUGGCCGCCACUCUCAACAACCUGGCCGUGCUCUACGGGAAGAGGGGCAAGUACAAGGAGGCUGAGCCCCUCUGUAAGAGAGCCCUGGAGAUCAGAGAGAAGGUACACAAAAUAACACUAAUGAUUUUAAUUGCAUCUAUGACUCAUCAUGUGUAGUGCCCAGAGUUUUCCCUGGACUGUUGGUCAGUAAAAUCUUCUUUCAUUGUAGCUAAAUUAAGUCUUGAUGUGUGUCUCUGGUGUUCAGGUCCUGGGGAAGUACCACCCUGACGUGGCCAAGCAGCUGAACAACCUGGCCCUGCUGUGUCAGAACCAGGGAAAGUACGAGGAGGUGGAGUAUUAUUACAGACGAGCCCUGGAGAUCUACCAGUCCAAACUAGGAGCUGACGACCCCAACGUAGCCAAGACCAAGAACAACCUGGUGAAGAGAGAGAGAAUUCUGGAUCUGAAUUCUGGAAUGCCUCUGUAGCUCAAUUGGUAGAGCUUGUAACGCUUGUAACGCCAGGGUAGUGGGUUCGAUCCCCGGGAUCCCCGGGACCACCCAUACGUAAAAAUGUAUGCACACAUGACUGUAAGUCGCUUUGGAUAAAAGCGUCUGCUAAAUGGCAUAUUAUUAUUAUAUUAUUAUGAGCAUUUAGCUGAAUGUCCAGUCUAGGGCAGUACAAAGUAAUGCAGUCUUAAAGAAUGACCAGUUUUGGGAAACUUAAAACGUGAUAUUUUAAUCCACUGUUUUGUUAUAGAUGCACAUGCUUUUAUGUGUUGAUGUGAAAUGUUUGUUAUUAAACCUGUGUACAUUUCAUCUCUUCUCUUUAGGCUACAUGCUACCUCAAACAGGGGAAGUUCAAGGAUGCUGAGUCUCUGUACAAAGAGAUCCUGACCCGAGCACACGAGAAGGAGUUUGGCUCAGUCAACAGUGAGUCUCCUACAACCAACGCAUCACAAUCACUGACGGACCAGGGAUGCGUCCCAAAUGGCACCCUAUUCCCUAUAUAGUGCACUUCUUUUGACCAGAGCCCUUUGGGAAUGGGGUGCCAUUUGGGACAUAGCCUAGUUCUACAUUUACCACCACACCAGACCUACCAACUCUAUGAAGUCUUCAUGUAGCAUUAGGCGAGGUGUUGACUCUACAGUAUGUCCAUUUUGGCCAUGACUGCCCAGUAAACCCUGUGGUCAUUGGCUGGCCAUGCGUGGCCGUGUCCUGACAGGUCAGUUCAGGGGAUCAGGGCUAUCUGUCUUGCGUGGAGCAGCUUAAUUCACCACUGUGUCCAGAUCACUGCCCUUAAGCCAAUCAAACCCUUACACACUCACGCUCUGGCAUGGGUUAGCUUGCAUGGCACAGACCAGCACAACCCACUUUGUCCCCCCUACACACGUUUUAAGUGUGUUGUGUUGAUUAUGGUUUAAUUAGUGAAAUGAACACACACAGACGGGUUAAUGCAUGGACAGGUUAAAUCCUCUGAGUACAAUGCCAUAAAUUAAUCCAUUUGAUUUUAAAUUCAAAUACCUUAUUUUUUCCAGUGAGGGAACACUCACACCCCCCUCUCCCUCUCGUCUGUUCUCUUUCAGAUGACAACAAACCUAUCUGGAUGCAUGGACAGGUACUGAGAAGAGCCAAAGUUAUCAGUUUAAUAUGAAUACUUUUUAGUGGGACUGAACCUGUCCCUCCUACCCUACUGCGUCUACUGUCAGCAUGAACAGAGAAGGACCUAUAGGACUGAGAGGGAGAGAUGAAGUUAAUGUGAAAUGGAAGCUUUUAUAAGGUUGUAUUGUCCUCUACUGCUGUCAUAGUCAGGGCUAGCUCAAUGAUGGUGGCUGUAACUGGUGGACUUUGUGAUAAAGGCUUUAUAAUAAGGUUGUAAUUUGUCUCUACUGCUGCUAAUAGUCCAGUGGCUAAGCCUCAAAUUUGCUGGUAAUUGUGGACUUUGUGAUAAAGGCACCAAAUUACACAAACAGCUAGGACAUGUCCUUAGAAGUGAUUUUAGCUAUAGUGCCAUUGCAGUUUUUUUUUGUCAUCACACAGGCAUUUGGUUAAAAUGGGUUACCGGUCUCACUACUGGACAUAAUGCAUUAAUAUGGGAUUUUACCUAGAGAGACGGGUGCAGUGCAGGUUUGGUGUCACAUUUCUUGAAAUUGACAGUCUGUUAUAUCAUUGUGUCAUUGUAAGCAGCAGACUUCAGAGAACACUUCUAAAAAAAUUUUUGUUGAGUAUUUACAUGUCAAAUAUGCACUUUUUGGCCACUUUUUUUAACAUAUACAGUUUAUUAGGUACACCACCCCGUUCACGAAAAUUGAUCACUCCUACAGACAGUGAGUCAGGUGGUUGUGGCUUGCUAUAUAAAGCAGGCAGACAGUCAUCGAUGCAUUCAGUUACUGUUCGAUUGGACGUUAGAAUGGGCAAAACGAGUAACCUAAGCGACUUUGAGCGUGGUAUGAUCGUCGGUGCCAGGCACACCGAAUCCAGUACCUCAAACGGCCGCCCUCCUGGGCUUUUCACACGCUACAGUGUCUAGGGUUUACCAAAAAUGGUGAGACAAAAAAAAAACAGCUACAGUCGUGGUCAAACAUUUUGAGAAUGACACAAAUAUUAAUUUUCACAAAGUCUGCUGCCUCAGUUUUUAUGAUGGCAAUUUGCAUAUACUCCAGAAUGUUAUGAAGAGUGAUCAGAUGAAUUGCAAUUAAUUGCAAAGUCACUCUUUGCCAUGAAAAUGAAUUUAAUCCCCCAAAAAAUUUCCACUGCAUUUCAGCCCUGCCACAAAAGGACCAGCUGACAUCAUGUCAGUGAUUCUCUUGUUAACACAGGUGAGAGUGUUGACAAGGACAAGGCUGGAGAUCACUCUGUCAUGCUGAUUGAGUUAGAACAGACUGGAAGCUUUAAAAGGAGGGUGGUGCUUGAAAUCAUUGUUCUUCCUCUGUUAACCAUGGUUACCUGCAAGGAAACACAUGCCGUCAUCCAUUGCUUUGCACAAAAAGGGCUUCAAAGGCAAGGAUAUUGCUGCUAGUAAGAUUGCACCUAAAUCAACCAUUUAUUGGAUCAUCAAGAACUUCAAGGAGAGAGGUUCAAUUGUUGUGAAGAAGGCUUCAGGGCGCCCAAGAAAGUCCAGCAAGCGCCAGGACCGUCUCCUAAAGUUGAUUCAGCUGCGGGAUCGGGGCACCACCAAUGCAGAGCUUGCUCAGGAAUGGCAGCAGGCAGGUGUGAGUGCAUCUGCACGCACAGUGAGGCGAAGACUUUUGGAGGAUGGCCUUGUGUCAAGAAGGGCAGCGAGGAAGCCACUUCUCUCCAGGAAAAACAUCAGGCACAGACUGAUAUUCUGCAAAAGGUACAGGGAUUGGACUGCUGAGGACUGGGGUAAAUUCAUUUUCUCUGAAUCCCCUUUCCGAUUGUUUGGAGCAUCUGGAAAAAAGCUUCUCCGUAGAAGAUAAGGUGAGCGCUACCAUCAGUCCUGUGUCAUGCCAACAGUAAAGCAUCCUGAGACCAUUCAUGUGUGGGGUUGCUUCUCAGCCAAGGGAGUGGGCUCAUUCACAAUUUUGCCUAAGAACACAGACAUGAAUAAAGAUUUGUACCAACACAUCCUCCGAGAGCAACUUCUCCCAACCAUCCAAGAACAGUUUGGUGACGAACAAUGCCUUUUCCAGCCUAAUGGAGCACCUUGCCAUAAGGCAAAAGUGAUAACUAAGUGGCUCGGGGAACAAAACAGAAAUUUUCGGUCCAUGGCCAGGAAACUCCCCAGACCUUAAUCCCAUUGAGAACUUGUGGUCAAUCCUCAAGAGGCGGGUGGACAAACAAAAACCGACAAACUCCAAGCAUUGAUUAUGCAAGAAUGGGCUGCCAUCAGUCAGGAUGUGGUCCAGAAGUUAAUUGACAGCAUGCUAGGGCGGAUUGCAGAGGUCUUGAAAAAGAAGGGUCAACACUGCAAAUAUUGACUCUGCAUAAACUUAAUGUAAUGGUCAAUAAAAGCCUUUGACACUAAUGUAAUGCUUGUAAUUAUACUUCAGUAUACCAUAGUAACAUCUGACAAAAAUAUCUAAAAACACUGAAGCAGCAAACUUUGUGAAGACCAAUACUUGUCAUUCUCAAAACGUUUGACCACGACUGUAGUCAGCAGCAGUCCUGUAGACAAAAACAGCUAAUUGAUGAGCGAGGUCGAAGGAGAAUGGUAAGAAUCGUGCAAAGCUAACUGGAGGGCCACAAACAGACAAAUAACAGCGGAGUAGAACUGUGGUGUGCAGAAACGACAUCUCGGAACGCACAACUCGUCGAUCCUUGUCACGGAUGGGCUAUUGCAGCAGACCGCCACACCGGGUUCCACUCCUAUCAACUAAAAACAAAAAGAGGAGGCUCCAGUGGGCAUGUGAUCACCAACACUGGACAAUUGAGGAGUGGAAAAAAAUGGUCUGGUCCAACGAAUCCCAGUUCCUUUUGUGUGAUGCUGAUGGCAUGGUCAGGUUUUGGCGUAAGCAGCAUGAGUCCAUGGACCCAAACCUGCCUGGUGUCAACCGUACAGGCUGGUGGUGGACUGGUGUGGGGAAUGUUUUCCUGGCACACGUUAGGUCUAGGCUUGAGCGAUAUACCGUAUAUACAAUAUACCGGUGUAUUUGGAAAUAGCCACAAAGGUUUUUCAAUACCCUUGAAAUUAUGUAUUUGAUGUAUUAAUAGAUUUUAAUAUUUGUAGCUACUUUUUAAGUAAAUACCUGCAGUCAACUUGUGCCAUGCGUUAAGAGAUCCAGCACGUUCUUCAUUUCACCCUACACAAAAAAAAAAAAUUAUGCACGCAUGACUGUAAGUCGCUUUGGAUAAAAGCGUCUGCUAAAUGGCAUAUUAUUAUUAUAUUAUUACAUUGUUUUACAUUAUGAAGCUUAUAGUUCCCCAGAACAGUUGAGCCAUUCACGUGUUUCUUUGUAAAUAGCACAACAGGUGAGCCCAGCUGUGUAUUGACAGGGUUCGCGUUUUGAAAGUCGUAUUUUUUUGCUUCAAUAGUGAUCAGGUGUGUGCAACUAUAGUAUUACUUCACAGAAAAUACAUUAGUGCAACACAUUAGGCAGAAAAUAGCUUCAUUUUCAUGAACAGAAGUGGAACACUAUUUGGCUGGCAGCCACAAGUAAAAUCGUUUUUUGCAAAAACGAAGCAUUGCCAUCAUAUUUCUAAUGUUUAUCAUAUAAAUAAUGUAGCCGGCUACAUUUCCUAAUGUUUUGCUUAACCUUUACCGGAGGUAGGUUGGCUACACUGAGAAAAGCGGAGAAAAAAGCUACAUAUCAGUCAGAGCGCUGUCUGCUGAUACAAUGGCCGUUGGUGAAUUAUCAUCUUAGUGGAGAAGUGCAACUGAAGCACAACAUCUGUCUGAUGCUCAGUAGAAAUUACAAUAAGAAGCAUUUUAGAUCUGCGUUCACAAAACGCAGCAUGAGAUUAUUUACACGUAUUAUCAUUUUUUCCUGCGUGAAAAAUGAAGAACUCUGCGUUAACGCGACCCCUAACUUUAAUUAGCUAGUUAUCUAAGUAAGUUACUGAAUUAAAGUGACAGGGAAUCAUAUUGUGUAAGCUUUCUGCCGUGUUUGAAAAGUCAAUGCCCGUUGGAUGAGUUAUCUGUACAGCUGCCACUGCUGUCUUUUGAUUUCCCUUGCAUUUUUCUCCUCUCUGUUCUCGGCCUGACUGCUCCCACAUCUCUGAGCAAAGCAGGCCGGUUGCCCUAGUGACUCCAGACAGACACAACGUGUGCACAUGCUGCUUCAGAGCAGAGAAGCAUGCAUCAACUUUGUUCAUUUGCACGAUGUAUCUCGUUCACAUUCGCUUGUAAAUGUCCAAAUUGUUAGAAAUUGCGUAAUUCAAAUCUGGUAUUGGAAUAAGAAUCAAGAGAUCUUCAAUCCAAGCUUAAUUUAUUAUAUGCAAAAUGUAUGUAUGAUAAGUAUGAAGGUUCGUAUAUACGGGUCCACUGAAAUACCUCGCAGGGCACUCAGAGAACUAAACCAUUGUUUACAGGUACUUUCUCAAAUACUCUGACAGAGAGUUCCCACCUCUUCUGUUGGCCAAUCAGAGUAAAGGACUGAGUGUGGUUUAGACUUCACUCAGCCAAUCCGUUGGCGCACGGGUUAGUCCCACCCCUUGGCGCUCCACCGUUCCCAGGCAUAAGUUGCUAUCAUAAUAGUCAGCACCCAAAAGACUGUACGUUCCUACAUCCAAGGACGGUUCACAGACAACGGUUCACAGACAACAAAGAGGCAGUGUUCGUAUCUGUAAGAAAUACAAGUCUUAUCUGUCCUUCCCCUAACGUUCCACACAUGAAUCACAGCCUGUUAUGUGAAACAAUUUAUAUCAGUAUAGUACAAACCUAUGCUCCUCAUUAAUGCAUUCCUUCUAAGCUAUUCAUCACUUCAAUCCAAUUAUUAGAAAACAAAUCCCAACAAAACUAACCAAAACGACAUUCGGUAGCUUCUACCUAUAUAUGUAUAACUUUAUGAGCUGGAUUGCCUGUCUUUGCAAUUCGUGUAUUUUCGUUUGCGCACGCUAGCAUAUUUAGCAAGCAGCCUCCAUGGACAUUCGCUAUUUGUGCUAAUGUUUUUAGCAUUCUGGUAACAAAUGCCAAAUUGUAUUUUUUGCGUUUUGGUGCUCCCUUGUGUACUAAACCGGUAAUACCGUAAAUCCCAGAAUGAGAGAAGGACUGUAUUACCAUAUGAAAAUCUGGAAACCGCCCAACCCUAGUUAGGUCCCUUGAUACCAAUUGAGCAACGAUUGAACGCCACACGUAUCUGAAUAUUGUUGCUUCCCAACACCUUGUACAAUCCAUGCCCCAAAGAAUUCAGGCUGUUCUGGAGGCAAAGGGGGGUCCGACCCGGUACUAGAUGGGUGUACCUAAUAAAGUGGCCGAUGCGUGUAUAUAUGGCAUGUUUGAGCCAUUUUCUUGUGUUCUCCAGACUCCCUCAAACAUGUUAAGCCGUCAUUGGGCUGUACGUACCUAUUAUUUAUGGAGAUAUGGCCCCAUGGAGCUGAUUGGUGGCCAUAAUGGAAAUGGCGGCCAGUGGGGUAAUAUAAAAGAUCUGCGGUGGCACUAUAGCUAAAAACACUUUGAAGGACUUGCCCUAGUUGUGUUUGAAAUGUUGUGGUUUUAUCACAAAGUCCACAAUUUUUUCCCUUAGCCGCUGGACUAUAACUGCCUGCCCCCCCCCCCCCCCCCUCUCUCUCUCUCUCUCAAUUCAAUUCAAUAGACUCUAUUGACAUGGCAAGUAAAAUUACUUACGUUGUCAAAGUAUAGAUAUAACAAAAAUGGUGGGCCCAACAGCAAUAAUAAUAAUAAUAGUAGUAUUGGAAAUGGGAUUACCAUUAACAGCAUCUCUCUCUCUCUCUCUCUCUCUCUCUCUCUCUCUCUCUCUCUCAGGGGAAGAGGAAGGAUGCUGUGCCCUAUGGAGAAUAUGGGAGCUGGUACAAGGCCUGCAAAGUUGACAGGUGAGUUAGUAUUCCAAAUUAAUUGUUUUAACGUGAGAUAAAUACACAACUCCGUGUUCUAAAUUAUAUUAAUAUUGUGCUUUAAUAAUUUACGGAAGUCCAUAAAGGACAUAUGAAUACAUUUUUAAAAAAUCCCUCAUUUAUGUCGCGAUCACAACUUCUCAUGAUCACUACAUAAUAAAAGUUGUUUUGUCGAGAUCACGAGAUAAUCAAAAGUACCGCGCAUCAUUCAUUCAUUUGUUCAGAUGCACGAUAACCACCUCAUCAAGGAGCCCACUGGCUGCGUUGAUCGCAAUGCGCUCGUGGGGGAUUUAAGCCCUGAACGAUGCAUGACUGGCAGCGUGCCGCCCCCAAGACCACAGCCAAUCCCAUUCAAGGAAUAAUGCAGCUAAAAUGGCUAGUCUUGUUACCUAGCCAGCUAGCAAGCUAGCUUGUUAUCUAUGCUGGUUGUUAGCUUGCAUAACUGAUAUGUGUAUAAUUACAAGGGACAUAUUUACAAUAGGUGAGCUCCAUUCCUGACAGGCUGAUCAGAUUCAAUUUCAGCCUUAGAGGCUCAUAAGUCAGGAUGCUGCCUUUUUAUGCUGUUUUAUAGGUAAGGCUCCUUGCAGGCAGAUUAGCUGUCAAAGUGCUUUAUAGGCAAAUGCAUAUCUGAUCCAGGGGGAGCUCUAUUCCUGGCAGGCUGAUCGGAUUCAAUAGCAGCCUCAGAGGCUGAUAAAUCAGGAUGCUGCCUUGUAGGCUGUUUCAUAUGUAAGGCUCCUUGCAGACAGCCAACGAGGCAGCAUCCUGAGACUGCUAUUGAAUCUGAUCAGCCUGCCAGGAAUAGAGCACACCCACUCUUGAUCAUAUACAUAAUGCCCUGACUGUUAAUAUGCCUGUCAGAAAUGGGGCCCACCCACUCUGUAAAUGUAAAUAUUAUCCAUAAAACAUGAUGUUUCCUUUACAAUUAUACACAUAUCAGUUAUGCAAGCUAACAACCAGCAUAGAUAACAAGCUAGCUAUCUAGCUAACAAGACUAACUAGCUAGCUCGAUCACGCACUCGCUUGCUCACAAGACUAGCCAAGUUAGCUGCGUUGUUGCUUGCAUAUGAUUGGCUGUGGUCUUGGGGGUGGCACACAGCCUGGAAGACAAUGCUGCCUGUCAGGCAUCAUUCAGGGCUUAAAUGCCCCACAAGGGCUUAGCUCCCCUACGAGCUCUUAGCUCAAGGUAAGGGACAUUUAGCUUGCUAACAUUCUUAUAAACUGUUAAUGAGCUCCAAACACAGAUGCAAUUAUGAUGUUAGAAUGAAAUGCACCAUCCCUUAGUGUAGCAAUCAAUAAAAUCUAUGCGCUGAUCCACCGUGGGCUCUGCCGUCUCAGCCCAUACUGGCAAUCUAUCAUCCAUUUAUCCACUCCUAUUUAUAGAGUUUAUCUCGUGAUCUCGACGAAACAACUUUUGUUAUGUCGUGAUCAUGAGAUAAAUAAAUUGUGAUCUCGACAUUACGAGGGAAUAUUUUUUUUAUUCACAGUGUGUCCUCUCUUCCGUAAUGAUGACAUGAUAUUGACAUGUACUUAAUUGCUGCUAGCCCAACGGUCAAUACCACCCUGAAGAGCUUGGGGGCACUGUACCGCAGACAGGGUAAACUAGAGGCAGCGGAGACACUGGAGGAGUGUGCUACAAAGACACGCAAGCAGGUACUACACUAUAACAAGCAGGUACUACACUAUCACUGACGCAAGCAGGUACUACACUAUCACUGAUGCAAGCAGGUACUACACUAUCACUGACGCAAGCAGGUACUAGACUAUCACUGACGCAAGCAGGUACUACACUAUCACUGACGCAAGCAGGUACUACACUAUCACUGACGCAAGCAGGUACUACACUAUCACUGACACAAGCAGGUACUACACUGACGCAAGCAGGUACUAGACUAUCACUGACGCAAGCAGGUACUAGACUAUCCCUGACACAAGCAGGUACUACACUAUCACUGACGCAACCAUGUAUUACAUUAUCACUGACGCAAGCAGGUACUAGACUAUCACAAGCAGAUACUAUCACUGACGCAAGCAGGUACUACACUAUCACUGACGCAAGCAGGUACUACACUAUCACUGACGCAAGCAGGUACUAGAUUAUCACAAGCAGGUACUACACUAUCACUGACGCAAGCAGGUACUGCACUAUCACUGACGCAAGCAGGUACUGCAUGAUCACUGACAUAAGCAGGUACUGCACUAUCACUGACGCGUAAGCAGGUACUGCACUAUCACUGACGCAAGCAGGUACUAUACAAUCAGUAAAAAGGUAAUUACUACACAAUCAUUGAAAAAGCAGGUAGAAGCACUCAGAUACACUGGCAGUGCAAUUACCCACGGCUGUGGUCUAGAGCCUUGAAGCUCUGAUGCACUCUGUUUUAAACCAGCUGACAUUUAGAAUCUCUCUCUCUCUCUCCUCUCUCUCCCUCUCUCUCUCUCCCCCCUCUCUCUCCCCCCUCUCUCUCCCUCCCCCCUCCUUCUCCCGCAGGGUAUAGAUGCCAUUAACCAGAGUAAGGUUGUGGAGCUCCUGAAGGAUGGGGUCCCUGGAGGGGGGGAGCGACGGCAGAGCCGGGAGGGUUUUAAUGGUCCCCAGCGGGGGGACUGUGAGGGAGACGACGGAGCAGAGUGGAACGGGGUCUGUCAUUUGGGGGGGGGGGGUUGAGCCUUUUAUGGGAGUGCACAUACCGUCAAAUGUAUGACGAAAAGGCGUACAAUCACAUGUAAUUUACUCCCAAAGUAUCAAGAACUAGCAAAGACGGGUAAAAUGAUGAAACAAUACAAUGAACAAGCUGACAUCGUGAUUAAACCUGUAUGCGUUCAGCAAAACUCUACACAAAAAUGCUAAAAAGCUAAGAUAAAAAAUGUGGUGUGAUGUUUGUCAAAUACAUUGAUAGAAGAUAUGAUCAAGGUUUUGAAAUAAUAAAUUACCUCAAAUCACUUUUGAUUUAUGUUUCGAGGCCAAUCCUUGACGGGGUAUGUUGGUCUUGUUUUCUCAGGAUGGUAAUGGUUUGUUGCGUCGGAGCGGCUCCUUCGGGAAGAUCCGUGACGCCCUGCGCAGGAGCAGUGAGAUGCUGGUGAAGAAACUACAGGGCAGUGGCCCCCAGGAGCCCCGCAACCCAGGGUGAGAGAGAGACUGUGUGUCCUUAGCCCAUCACUGCUCAUACUGUGCAUGAAUUUCAGUGUUUCCCUCAGGGUUUUUUCUUUUGUGGGGAGCCAACUAGGCACAGUAGUUAGUAAACUGAUAACAAUAAAGCAAAAUCCAAGCAAUUAAUUUUUUUUUUUAUUGAAGCCUAAACGUUUGUCUGUGUCAUCUUCAGGAUGACGAGAGCCAGCUCUCUCAACUUCCUCAACAAGAGUGCAGAAGACCCCUCACAGGUACCAGCAGCACACAGUUAACCCCCUCACUGUCACAUAUAGUUAUUAACCUGUUAGUUACGAGCCAAGGACUGCUGUCACAGACAGAGCACAAACAAGUCCUGAGGUAUACAUCUAGAUGAAAGGAUUAGACUUUUUCAGAUUUAGUCUACAUGAUUCUAGUGUCUUUGUUUUUUUCUUUCUCCGUUAUCACACUUGGAACAUCCCUCCUAAUCUCUCCAGGAUGCCAACACCGGCCUAUCGGAAUGCAGAGGACUGAGCGCCAGCAACGUGGACUUGUCAAGACGCAGCUCCCUGAUUGGUUAAACAGACAGGAGGCGGGACUAGGAGGAGGAAGGGCCAAUGAGAAGAGACUGUUUUCCGUCCGAUGCGAUCAAAACACACUUCAGGUCCGACACUCGCAUUCAAUACAUAUUUUCUGAAGAAAAAUGAUCGAGAAAGACACGACUUGACAUGGCUUUUUGUGACACAGAAAUCUCUGGGUCGAUCUGCUUCACUGUAUACUUCGCUGGCAUCAAGCAAGUACAGAAAAAUAAUAUUUAACACGGCAUGCUGCUUACUAGAACAUGGAAUGUCUGCACUAAUUAUGGUGACUGAGGCAUAGCAUCGUAACAGAAUAGCGAGUCAUUAUUAUUGCAACAUGACAAAUGUCUAUCCUGACUGCCUACUUGGUGCAGACACUCUACCUUAGGUAGGCUAGUUCUAUUCUGAUUUCUAUCUUCAAGAAGCAUCACACUCAUAGAUUACUAGUGGCAUGAUUACUGCAAAUGCUAACAACCCAUUCAAUAGAUAUCACAGUGCUAGAGCGAUAGAAAUCAUAUAGGUUUUUAAGACGAGUUACAAGAGGUAUGAACUACAGCUGUAAGAAGCUUCAGCAAGGACAAAGACGGUACACAAUAUUUUUGGGAUGAUGUAAAUAAUCAGAGUACGUCUGUGUUUUAAACAUCAAAUGGGAGAAAAACAGCACUGACCAGGUCAACCUCACUUUUUUGCCUUCUGAAUUUUUGUUAUGUAUAUACUGGCUUAAGUUAUUUAAUAUGUCUUUCUUUGUAUAUAGCACACAGACAGUUUUUGUUUACACUGGUUAGAGCAUAGGACGACCUUCGUUGGGGAGACAGACGCUGGAAGAAUGUAGUCAGACAAGUGAAGAGAAACAGGGAGAAUAUAUACUCACUGGCCAGUUUAUUAGAUUACCCAUCUAGUACCGUGUCGGACCCCCCCUUUGCCUCCAGAACAGCCUGAAUUAUUCGGGGCAUUCUACAAGGUGUCGGAAACGUUCCACAGGGAUGUUGGUCCGUGCUGACACGAUGGCAUCAUGCAGUUGCUGCAGAUUGGACGGGGGUACAUUCAUGCUGCGAGCGGCCCGUUCCAUCUCAUCCCAAAGAUGCUCUAUUGCAGAGGUAGGCAACCCUGUUCCUGGAGUUCCCGAGGUACUGCAGGAUUUUUAUUCAACUAGGCACCACCCCUGACCAAGCUAAUUGAUCAGUUCAGUGAUUGCCCAAAUUCAACAGACCUGGUCUUCCAGGUCAGUUAAAUCAAAAAUAUAAAGUGCCUGCGGCACUCCAGGACGAGGGUUGCCUAGCCCUGCUCUCUUGGGUUGAGGUCUGGGGACUGCGUAGGCCACUCAAGUAAACUGAACUCACUGUCAUGUUCCAGGCAAUGUUUUUCCACUCUUCAAUUGUCUAGUGUUGGUGAUCACAGGCCCACUGGAGCCGCUGCACACCAGUACACCACCAGCCUGUACUGUUGACACCAGGCAGGUUUGGGUCCAUGGACUCAUGCUGCUUACGCCAAAACCAGACCAGCCAUCAGCAUCACACAAAAGGAACUGGGAUUCGUUGGACCAGCUGAUAGGAGUGGAACCCUGUGUGGUCAUCUGCUGCAAUAGCCUAUCCGUGACAAGGAUCGAAGAGUUGUGCGUUCCGAGAUGCCGUUCUGCACACCAGUGUUGUACAGCGCUGUUAUUUGUCUGUUUGUAGCCCGCCUGCUAGCUUGCAUGAUUCUUGCCAUUCUCCUGUCUCAUCAAUGAGCUGUUUUCGCCGCUGACUGACGAUCAUUCCACGCUCAGUCGCUUAGGUCACUCGUUUUGCCCAUUCUAACGUUAAUUCGAACAGUAACUGGAUGCCUGUCUGCCUGCUUUAUGUAGCAAGCCACAGCCACGUGACUCACUGUCUGUAGGAGCGAUUCAUUUUCGUGAACGGGGUGGUGUACCUAAUAAACUGGCCGGUGAGUGUAAAAUAGUGAAGAGAAGUCAAACAGGGAAUAUAGACUAGUGAAGAGGAGAUAAACGGGGGGAAAUAACUUCUAGUCGAAUGUAUUACUUAGUCUCAUUGACAUCAAGUGAAAAUGUUACUUAAGCCGAAGUUAGGAUUUGCCCCUAAAUCUAUAUCCUGAUCUGUCCAGAUUUGUUUGUACUCUAGCCAACUACACUAUCAUUUGUUGUCUUGCCAGACAAUUCUGAACGUGAUAAAUAAGGCUGUGUUUACAUAGGCAGCCCAAUUCUGAUAUUUCUUCCACCAAUUGGUAUUUUGACCAAUCACAUCAGAUAUUUUCACAUCAGCUCUUUUUCAGCGCUGAUCUGAUUGGUCAAAUGAACAAUUAGUGAAUAAAAUAUCAAUUGGGCUGCCUGUGUGAACGCAGCCUAAGAGGUGGCAGAAGCACAAACAGAUUUGGGACCAGGUUCGUAUUCAUUAGGCACCAAACUGAAGAAAAUGGACUGAAACAGGGAGGGACAACCUGGACUUUUUCAAUAAGAAAUGCUCAUUUUCUGUCGCUCCAAAAAGUUUUUCUACGAUGUGCACUAAAUGAAUAUGAGACUACACUCUAAAAAGUAAAGGUACCUGGAGGAUCCUUUAGGGGUUCUUCAAAUUGAAACUGGGGGGGAACCAGUUUCAGGAUCCCCCCCCCAUUAUUGUUAUUAUUAUUAUUAUUAUUAUUAUUAUUAAUACUAAUAAUACGCUUAACAAUAGCAACAAUAACACAAUAUUUUAGUUGUCAGUGUUUAUUAGGAUUUUAGUGGCAAAGCUGAAUAAAAAAAUCAAAAUAUAAGGUAAACUCCCAGCAGAGCCCCAAGUCCAUGGGUAUAUCCUCUGGCAUGUUGAUGUUCUCUGUAUCCAUAGCCAGAAUGAUUUUGCAGUGCAUGGUGAUCGAACAGGUUUCCUGUUAUAUUCAUCAGAGGUGUAGGGAGGGUGAAGUCUGUGAAUCCCAAAAAAUAGUAAUUAUAUAGAUGAUUAACAAAACAUGCACAUUACAGUAUUCAUACCUUGGCUUUUGUGGUAAAUGUGAAUGAAUAAAACUAUUUUGAUAAUGGUUUUCAUACACAUACCUUGUCCAUAAUGUAGAGGCCUAUGGGAUUUUCCUUGAAGAGGUAAGGGAAGAGGAUUGUACAUGUGAUCUGCAUAACAUACCAAUACCAAUUGACAUACAUUUGUAUGCCUCCUCGUCUGUAAACCUACAGACACAAAAGUGAGCAGUUCAGUCAUCUGCACCCAAUACAGCUAGCCUUCAACAUAUACUAAUUGCAUACAUAUUCUUACCUCUGUUGAUUGAUAUCUAUUGAAUUGUAUCCAUUUUAUGUUUUAGAAAGAUUUGCACAAAUAUGAAAAGAGAUGGUAUCAUCAUAAAACAAUAUCAAUUUAGAUCAUACAAGGGACAAACCUUACCUUAAAUUGUGGAGAUCUUUAAAUUUUUCAGUUAAGUGCCUGCACCUGCUGUCCUUUCAAAUUCAAAUCCAAAUGUUUCAGUUGGGCAGUUAGGUUCUUGCAAGAACCCCCACCAACUAAUGGGUUUCCUCGAUGAACCCCACCUCCUAUGGGGUUCUUGGAAGAACCUUUUGGGGGCAAUUGUCAGUCCCAAAAACCCUAAGGUUCUUCAAAGAACUUUGAGGAUCUUAGAAGAAGCUUUGUUGAAUCCCCUCAUUUUUAGAGUGUAGGCUAACUUAGUUCAGCUCAGUCCUGGGGGAAAUGCUGACAUGGGACAAACAUUAACAGUGCAUGUAGCCCUUAGGCACUGUGCAGUACAAUCUCCAGACAGUAUGGAAUGCAUGGACACCGCUACCACAGCACAAUUUUACUCCAAUCAAAUUAGAUCUCCACAUAGUUGUACAGCUCUCUGAUUAGUUUAGAGAGUUACAGUAUCUGUUUCUUUAAGAGGUUAGUGUUGGGCAAACAGUAUGUAACUAUCAAUGCUUCUAGUUCUUGUAACUUCUGUUCUCUUUCCUUGGUUGGCGUUUACUGAAUAUGUGAGCAUGAUAUGUCCAUCUCUUUAUAUAAAACAAUGAUCCCUUAUUAUCACUACUGUUGAUUGGAAUGAAUCAGAUUGGUUUACAGAAAACCGCUUUAGGAUGAGCUAAUCAAUGACCGUCCUCUCACCAAACGUUGUCAUCAUUAGGUCUAUUCUUGUCUGUGAUUGGCUCCAACCUCAAGUGAAGAUGUGCAGGGUAUUAUUGUUGUACACUGAAUGGUUGAUGAUUUAAAUGUUGGGUUUUACUUUUAUCAUGGGAGAUGGGAUGGAGGAACUGGAAGGAGGGGGUUGACAGUGCACUGUGUUGUGUUGGCUCUUUAAUUGUUUUAUUUGUAAGACUGAUACCAAGAGACUUGGCCCCAGAAUGUAUAUUACUGUAUGUCUUUGAGAAGGAGAGUGGUCUUAACGAUUUGCAGCUCCUGAUUGUGUUGCUAGUGCUUUGUGAUGUGGGGAAUGGGGAUGGGAUGUAAUGUUGAUUUUUACUGGGAGGAGAGAAAUUAUGGAACAAAACCUAAAGUGUGUGACAUACAGACUAGCAGGGCUGAGGAAGAGAAGACUGAAGAAUGAUAAGCGGAAAGAGAUGUGAAGUGCUGUUAGGUGACAAGUGAGAAUCAGUGACUAAAAAGAAAUGGUACAUUGGAGAGAAGUAUUGGGGAAAGUGCUUUGUUUCAAUGCAGCAAAUAAUGUACAGAAUUGCCAAUGUAUGACCUCUGUCGCUGUCACACACACUCAAACUUACUCUCAACAUGUACAAACACAUUAUUUCAAACACACGCCUACAUCCAUCCCCACGCAGUCUAGAUAUGUAAAAGUCAGUGGACUGUAGUUUAUAGAUCUCUAAAGAUGCUGUAUUUAUACACAAACGAAUGUUUAAAUGAAAAAUACACAUAUACCUAAACGCAUUGCUUCUCUUCCAAAUAUAUACCACAUGUAGAAGUAAAAACACCGCUCACCAUCUGUGAGUCAGUGUGUUACUAUGGGAACUGUAGAACAUAGCCAUGGGGUGGAGGGAUAGGGGUAUGUGAUGCACUCGACUUCAGUAUAUCGUAUCUCAUUGUUAAGGGGCCAACAACCUUGUAUAUUUUAUUAAAGGUUCAAUAAAGAAAAACUUUUCAAACUGAUCCUGAUCUGUUUGUGUGGUGUCAUUCUUUUGACACAAUGAAACAGCUUGUUUGAAAUGAGUUUGAAAUGCACAUCUUGCAUGUAUAACUAGGGGCAUACUGGAACACGAGAUGAAGUUGUACUCCACAUAAACCAAUAAACGAGUUUGACAUUUAUUGGAUAAAUGAUAAUGGUGGACCAGGCUUCUGGUAAGUAUCAGGUUGACGUCUGUGUGUGUGCUCACAUUCUGGGCUGAGGGUGUUACUCAGUGGUUUCCUGUCACUUAUAAGCCUACAGCCUCACAUGAGGAAACCAAAUCCACCAGUGUGCUUCUGAAGAAAUGGUUAAGAACAGUAACUACUGUUAAUUUGUUAAGGUGUCUUUUGAACAAGGACAGGCGAUCGGGCUGCUAAGAUGGAUCUUUUAAUGCCCGGAAGGUGUAAACUAGACUGUAUGGACUCUGAAUUAUCAAGUAAGGCGGUUUCCCUCACCAAAAGUACUGUGCAGUAUCUCGGUAGCCAUGUUAGUCUGAUUGAACUUAGAACAGAAAAUCUAGUACGUCAAUAUGCUCUGUUAUUUUGUUCACUUAUUGACAAGCUCAGUGCCUGUGAAGUACAUUCAGUUGCUGUGUAUGUAGGAAAUGUGCUAUAUGAAUAAAUGUUAUUUUUAUAUGAAGUGUACCUGUGCAUCCAUGAGCCAUCAGUACUUCUAUUCGUGACAUAUCUUUUAAUUCUCUCCUAUAAGUGCACCGCUGUAUUUGUCAUACCUCUCUAACGUUAUCUAUAUCUCUAUCUGCACCUAUAGGUUCUCUCUCCAGCAUGUCAGUGACCCCAUCUAGCCCAGGUACCUCUGGUCGACCUCCCCACCCCGCCGCCCCCGCGCCCCUCCAGGCCCCUCUCGGCCCUGUCUUGGUCCAGUUCCAGCUAGGCCUCUUCAGGGAGGUGGUAUGGGUGCAUGGAGGACAGCUCAGCUUUCGCCACGCCAAGAGACUGGCGGCAGAGAUCAUAGAACGCAAGGUAAACAUCCCCAGCCAGCCCCCCCCCAGUCUAGAGUAGUUUAGCCAAUUCAUUUAACUAUUGGUGUGAUGCAAUACAGUAAUUAAACAUUUACAUUUUAGUCAUUUAGCAGACGCUCUUAUCCAGAGCGACUUACAGUUAGUGAGUGCAUACAUUAUUUUUUUUAUACUGGCCCCCCGUGGGAAUCAAACCCACAACCCUGGCUAAAUCUGUCUUUCUCUGCCUCUAUCUCUCUCGCUCCCUCUGUCUUUCGUGCUCUCUCUCUGUCUGUCUGUCUGUCUGUCCCUACCACACCUCAGUGAGAGAUAGCCCUGUUACUGUGUCAGCCAGAGGGGCUGCUGUGUGGUUUAGCUGUGUCUACAGCUUACUUUCCAACCACAGCCUCCCCUCCUGCAUCACACACACACAUGCAUGCACGUUCACACACACCUCUCCCUGCUCAAGCUAGGGUUAGGUUCACUGCCUGGUAUGACAACUGCUCUGCCUCCGACCGCAAGGCACGAGGGUAGUGCGUACAGCCCAGUAUAUCACUGGGGCCAAGCUUCCUGCCAUCCAGGACCUCUAUACCAGGCGGUGUCAGAGGAAGGCCCUAAAAAUUGUCAAAGACUCCAGCCACCCUAGUCAUAUACUUUUUUCUGAUACCGCACGGCAAGUGGUACCGGAGCGCCAAGUCUAGGUCCAAAAGGCUUCUUAUCAGCUUCUACCCCAAGCCAUAAGACCCCUGAAUAGCUAAUCAAAUGUCUACCCGGACUAUUUGCAUUGUCCCCCACCCACCCCAUCUUUUACGCUGCUGCUACUCUCUGUUUAUUAUCUAUGCAUAGUCACUUUAACUCUACCUACAUGUACAUAUUACCUCAAUUACCUCGACUAACCUGUGCCCCCACACAUUGACUCUGUACUGGUACCCCCUGUAUAUAGCCUCGUUACUGUUAUUUUACUGCUGCUCUUUCAUUAUUUGUUAUUUCUUUAUUAUUUUACUUACCUUUUAUUUACUUAACACUUAUUUUUCUUAAAACGGCAUUGUUGGUUAAGGGCUUGUAAGUAAGCAUUUCACUGUAAGGUACACUACACCUGUUGUAUUCAGCGCAUGUGACAAUUAUAAUUUGAUUUGAUUUAGAGUUAAGGUUAGGUUUAAAGUUAGUGCUAGGGUUAUGGUAAGGGUACAGGUUAGGGGUUUGGGAAAAUAGGAUUUUGAAUGGGACUGAAUUGUGUGUCCCCACAAGGUUAGUUAUACAAGUGUGUGUGUGUGUGUGUGUGUGUGUGUGCAUACGUGCAAUGUACUGUAUGUGUAUGUCUGUGUCUGUGUAGGUGUCUUUGACCAUGGUACUUCCCUACGGAGCAGAAAGAGGAACUGUCCCUCCCUACCUUCAGGCUAUGCUCAAACCCUACACCUCAACCCGAGCACUCUGUUCUGUCACCUCUGGUCUCUCAGCUCCCACUCAGCCCAAUCCAAGCUCUUCUCUGUCCUGGCACCCCAAUGGUGGAACCAGCUUCCCCUUGAAGCUAGGACAGCAGAGUCCCUGCCCAUCUUCCGAAAACAUCUGAACCCCUACCUCUUCAAAGAGUACAGUGCCUUUGGAAAGUAUUCAGACCCCUUGACUUUUUCACAUUUUGUUAGUUUACAGCCUCAUUCUAAAAUUAAUUAAAUCGGGUUUUUCCCUGAUCAAUCUACAGACAAUACCCCAUAAUGACAAAGCAAAACGUUUUAAUUUUUUUAUUUUGGCUAAUUUAUAUACUAAAGAAACAACUGAAAUAUCACAUUUACUAAAGUAUUCAGACCCUUUACUCAGUACUUUGUUGAAGCACCUUUGGCAGUGAUUACAGACUCAAGUCUUCUUGGGUAAGAUGCUACAAGCUUGGCACACCUGUAUUUGGGGAGUUUCUCCCAUUCUUCUCUGCUGAUCCUCUAAAGCUCUGUCAGGUUGGAUUGGGAGCGUUGGUGCACAGCUAUUUUCAGGUCUCUCCAGAGAUGUUCUAUCGGGUUCAAGUCCGGGCUCUGGCUGGGCCACUCGAGCAUUCAGAGACUUGUCCCGAAGACACUCCUGCGUUGUCUUGGCUGUGUGCUUAGGGUUGUUGUCUUUUUGGAAGGUGAACCUUUGCCCCAGUCUGAGGUCCUGAGUGCUCUGGAGCAGGUUUUCAUCAAAGAUCUCUCUGUACUUUGCUCCGUUCAUCUUUGCCUCGAUCCUGACUAGUCUCCCAGUCCCUGCCGCUGAAAAACAUCCCCACAGCAUGAUGCUGCCACCACCACACUUCACCGUAGGGAUGGUGCCAGGUUCCCUCCAGACAUGACGCUUGGCAUUCAGGCCAAAGAGUUCAAUCUUGGUUUCAUCAGACCAGAGAAACUUGUUUCUCAUGGUCUGAGAGUCUUUAGGUGCCUUUUGGCAAACUCCAAGCGGGCUGUCAUGUGCCUUUUACUGAGGAGUGGCUUCCGUCUGGCCACUCUACCCUAAAUACCUAAUUGGUGGAGUGCUGCAGAGAUGGUUGUCCUUCUGGAAGGUUCUCCCAUCUCCACAGAGGAACUCUAGAGCUCUGUCAGAGUGACCAUUGGGUUCUUGGUCACCUCCCUGACCAAGGCCCUUCUCCCCCGAUUGCUUAGUUUGGCCGGGCUGCCAGCUCUAGGAAGAGACUGGGUGGUUCCAAACUUCUUCCAUUUAAGAAUGAUGGAGGCCACUGUGUUCUUGGGGACCUUCAAUGCUGCAGACAUUUUUUGAUACCCUUCCCCAGAUCUGUGCCUCGACACAAUCCUGUCUCGGAGCUUUACGGACAAUUCCUUCAACCUCAUGGCUUGGUUUUUGCUCUGACAUGCACUGUCAACUGUGGGACCUUAUAUAGACAGGUGUGUGCCUUUCCAAAUCAUGUCCAAUCAAUUGAAUUUACCACAGGUGGACUCCAAUCAAGUUGUAGAAACAUCUCAAGGAUGACCAAUGGAACAGGGUGCACCUGAGCUCAAUUUCGAGUCUCAUAGCAAAGGGUCUGAAUACUUAUGUAAAUAAAGUAUUUAUGUUUUUUAUUUAUAAUAAAUUUGCAAAAAUGUCUAAAAACCUGUUUUUCGCUUUGUCAUUAUGGGGUAUAGUGUGUAGAUUGCUGAGGAAAUAGUUUUAUUUAAUCCAUUUUAGAAUAAGGCUGUAAUGUAACAAAAUGUGGAAAAGGUCAAGGGGUCUGAAUACUUCACUGUGUGUGAACCUGUAUGUGGUCUGUGUGAAUAAUCUGGAAAUCCCCCCAGAGGUAAUUGCACAUUGCCUGUUUUUGGUAGCAAACAUACAAACAAACGGUCAGAAAGCCUGAAAAUGAACCCACACUCAAACUUGUUUCCAUCACAUUUGAAUAUCUAACGACAUCGACGGUUGACAUCCCUCACAUUGUUCCAUGACCAUUCUCUCUCUAUAAUGGCCUCCUCCUCACUCAACGCCCACUUUCUGUCUGUCUAGUGCCUGUCUGUCUGCAAGCUUUUGAUUAUGCAUAUCAGGAUGAAAAACCAGACAGAACCAGGUUCACCUUCCAACAAGACAACAACCCUAAUUGAUUGAUUGAUUGAUUAUGUCUGUGUAUUUUAGGCUCCAGAAUGCAGUGUGGUAGGUGUAGGGGAGAAGGUCCUCCUGUUCAGACACCAGCCUGGCUCAGAACACCUCCUCCACAGACUCACGGACCAGGAUGCACUGCAGGAUGGCGACCAAAUAGAGGUCAUCCUCUCAGGUCAGACUGGGGUCGUGUCUUAAGUAGCAUCCUAUUCCCUUUAUAGUGCACUACUUUUGACCGAGGCCCGCAUAGUGAGUCUACUUACUUACUAGUUUAACGCCUCGAUCAGACCGACAGCGUCAUUGCAUUUUUGUAAUUUUUUAUUUUUUUUCUAACCAGAGCCUUGCAGCAUUGUGUUGCAGAGGCGGUUGCAGUGUGUUCCGUGUUCUAUGUGGUGCAUACGUUGGAUUUAUCCAACGUAUGCAUCAAAUUGUAUGCGUAGACUUGACAGAAAUAGUAGUAAAAGGUGAAUGUUGAACAUUUAUUGCACACAUAUCCACAAACAUUUUGGAUUACAUAAUGAAAAAAGUUUGACUGCAGAAAUUAUUACACAGCAUUGAUGCAAUGAUGCUGUCGGUCUGAUCAAGGCAUUAGCGUCCUAGGUUAUUGAGUCUAUAGCGAUAGAAUAUCUGCUUAUUCUGAUCUGACUCAGGAUCAGCUGCUGUGACAGAGAUGAAGAUCCGCCCACACUCCCUGGCUGUCCAAUCAUAUCGCACCCCCACCUUCUGUCACCACUGUGGGGAGAUGCUGUGGGGACUGGUACGUCAAGGGUUAAAAUGUGAAGGUAAGGAAGUGGAUACAGUACAACUUUUUCCAUAUAUCCUAUCUUUAAUCACAGUGUGCAACUUCAGUAUUUAUUGAAUGUUGAAUUGCAUUGAAUUCUUAAUCGUAUCUAUCUUUGUACCUCAAUCUAUUUUGCAAUUCUCAGAUUCUGUCUCAAUUAUGUCUCACAUCUCUCUCUCUCUCUCUCUCUCUCUCUCUCUCUCUCUUCUCCUCUCCUCUCUCUCUCUCUUCCAUCUCUCUCCUAUCUCUCUCCCUCCUUUCUCUCCUCUCUCUCUCUCUCUCUCUCUCUCUCUCUCUCUCCUCUCUCUCUCUCACUCUCUCGUCGUCCUUCUCUAUUAGCUCCUGCUCUCUCUCUUGCAGUUGCCUCCUCUCUGUAGGUUGUGGGUUAGACUUCCAUAAGCGCUGUGCGCUGCAGUUGCCUAAUGACUGUAGCCGUGCGCGGCGUCGUGUGUGUGGCCCCAGCCUGUCCCUGUUCCCCCCUGGCAGGCCCCGGACGCACUCCCUCUCCACACCUGCAGGUGGCAGUCUAGAGGAGGUCAGCAUGCAUAGAGAUGCAGUGAGCUCCAAAAGUAUCGAGACAGUGACAAAUGUUUUGUUGUUUUGGCUCUGUACUCCAGCAUUUUGGAUUUGAAAUGAUACAAUGACUAUGAGGUUAAAGGGCUGACUUUCAGCUUUAAUUUGAGGGAAUCUUCAUCCAUAUCAGGUGAACCGUUUAGAAAUUACAGCAGUUUUUGUACGUUGUCCCCCCAUUUUAGUGGACCAAAAGUAUUGGGACGAAUUUCAUCAUGUGUGUUAAAGUAGUCAAGUUUAGUAUUUGGUCCCAUAUUCCUAGCAUGCAAUGAUUACAUCAAUCUUGUCUCUACAAACUUGUUGGAUGCAUUUGCUGUUUGUUUUGGUUGUGUUUCAGAUUAUUUUGUACCCAAUAGAAAUUAGUGGUAAAUAAUGUAUUGUGUCAUUUCGGAGUCACUUUUAUUGUAAAUAAGAAUAUAAAAUGUUUCUAAACACUUCUACAUUAAUGUGGAUGCUACCAUGGUUACGGAUAAUCCUGAAUGAAUUGUGAAUAAUGAUGAGUGAGAAAGUUACAGACGCACAAAUAUCAUACCCCCAAGACAUGCUAACCUCUCACCAUUACAAUAACAGGAGAGGUUAGCAUUUUUGGGGGGGUAUGAUAUUUAUGCCUCUGUAACUUUCUCACUCAUCAUAAUUCACGAUUCAUUCAGGAUUAUCCGUAAUCAUAGUAGCAUCCAUAUUAAUGUAGAAGUGUUUAGAAACAUACACUGGCGUGGUUGAUGUCAUAGACUUGCAUACAUUCUAUUUAAUUCUACGUCAGCAACACUUAUCAUGUAUUCAAAUGGAUGCACCUAUUCAACUAUUUUACAGGGCAAUAUUGGGUGAUUCUAACAGCAACAAAUCAAAAAAGACCUGAAAUCUCUUAUUAUCUCUCUUAUUAUCUUUCUUUCUGCCCCAAUCUUUUCCUUCCUCCCUUCCUUUCAUCUCCCUCUCUUUUUUUUCUCCCUCACCCCCUCCUCCCUCUCUGCUCUCUUCACCUCCCCCUCUAGAUCAGUAUGUCCAAGCCCAGGUCCAGACCCCCGUCAUGGACAGAUCACCAGGUGUGGCUUGGGGUGGGCCAGGGAAAGGGUGGUGAGGCGGGCAGGGCUAGGGUGCCCCACACCUUCCACAUCCACAGCUACACCAAGCCCACCGUGUGCCAACACUGCCGCCACCUCCUCAAAGGCCUCUUCCGCCAGGGCCUACAGUGCUCUGGUGAGAUGGGUCAGGGGGCAUAGUUCAGAUAGGGCGUGUGGUUAUGGGAGCAGCUGAUAUAUUUAGGUUUUAUUUAGGGGUGAUGCUUUCUCUAAUCGUACGUUUCUGAAGCGGGUAUGUCGAUCACUUGGUCAGAUUUCACAUUUUGUGUUAUUUCUGUGUCAGUAAUCUUUAUGUACUGAAGUUGACCUCUCUCUUUCUCACACUCCCUCUCCCUCUCGCUCUCUCUCGCUUUCUCUCUCCAGACUGUAAGCUGAACUGCCAUCGUCGCUGUGAGUCCUCCCUGGUCCCCUCUGACUGUCCUGGAGAGAGGAUGAACACCAAUAGGGAAGGAGGUGAGAGACAAGGUCUCAGAGCAAGACAGGCCACUGAACGUAUUAACCAAUGGAGUCCAUGUCGAACAUGCUUAAAGGAAAAGUUUACUUUUUUUUAACCUAAACUCUAUUUUUGAAGUAAAUGGCAUGCUAUAGAAGUGUCCAGACACUUGUUUAGCGAUUAUUUCCGUUGCCGUUUAUAAUAGGACGUAUUUGAGUGCUUUUGUUCAUGUUUUUCUGUGCCCCUACAACUGCGGAACAAACAUGAGGAAGUCUAUCGCUGGUUGGGUAAGUUUCUCAAAACCGAGUAAAAUAAAUCACAAAAAAAGUGUCUGGACACUUCUAUGACAUUUACAUCAAAAAUAAAGAUUUGGUUGAUAAAAAGUGAAAUUGUCCUUUAAAUUAUACAUUCCAUGUACAUGCUUUGACAAGACAGUAGAACUGCCAUUCUUCACAUUGACUCAAACAGUGCCUCAGUAGCUUAAUAUUGAUGUAGGAAGUGUUGUGACACACAGACUCAGUGUCCAGUCUCGGCUACAAGAACGAAACAGAGGACGAUGAGGAGGAUAUGAGCUUGAGUAUAACAUCACUAGAAGACUAUGACGACAAGCCAUCUACUGAGGACCCAUUUGCUGAGAACAAGCCACCAAUCAUGUAAGAUAUUAUUUUUUAAUGGCUAUGAUAGGAUGUCAAGUUCAGUAUGUUUCCAUUAUGAGUUUUGAUGAUAAUAAUAAUUUGAGUAUGUAGUACAUGAGUGUCUGUCAUUGAAGUUGUAGCUGAAGUUGUCAAAAGUUCUCUCUUUCUCCAUCUCUUCUUCCUUCCUUCCCUCCCUCCCUCCCUCUCAGUCCGUGUUUCAGUAGUUACAUUCCUCUAAUGCGGGUAGUCCAGUCUGUCCGUCACACUAAAAGACGGGCCAGUGGAGUACUGAGAGAGGGCUGGCUACUGCAUCACACCAACACUGACACACUGGUGAGAACACGCACGCAUGCAUACACACACACACACACACACACAGAGAAAACACUUACACUUUACUUUCCCGUUGUUUCUGUCAGAGGAAACGUCAUUACUGGAUAUUGGACUGGAAGAGUAUCACUCUGUACCAGAACGAGAGCAACACCAAGUACUACAAGGUAGGUUCAAUGGGGAAGAAAGAGCCAUCUAUCAUUCUAGCAUUUACCAAACCAAGGCCAGUCAGUCACCUCAACUCUACAGUACUGACCUCUUGUGGCCAAAUAAAACAUCAACAAAAUGUUUUCUUCUUCCUCCCUCCUCUCUCACUCUUUCUCUCCCUUUUCUUCCCUUCUCCGCACCCUCUCCUAUUUCCCUUUCUCUAUCUUCAUUCCUCCCCCCCUCUCUAGGAGCUUCCUCUUUCUGAGGUGCUGCAGGUACUAGGCCCCGCCCAGCUGUCUGUCCCCUUGUUGCCAGGCAACAGUGCCCACUCCUUCGAAGUGGUGACGGGCACGCUGGUAUACUGUGUGUUGGCGGGCAGCGACGGACAGGCCUGGGAGACCGCCUUACGCCAGGCUCUGAUGCCCCUACAGAACAGCGGGCAGGUGGGCAAACAGGGACAAGGUGAGUCAGAGAGGUAGCAUGUUUGGACUGAGGUACUAUAGUAUUGUUCAGAGAUAUGCCAAUGACUGACAUCAGAGCCAAGUAAUAAGAGAGUUUGGUCAUUGCGGGUUCUGUGAACGUUCUGUGGGCCCACUCCCACGACUCACCUCCAUGGUGUCCUGUGUCAGUUGGCCAAACUCUCUAGGGCUCUGAGUGAAAUGCCAAUGGAUGGUCUCUCACAUUGUUUUGCAUAAAGGUUUUAAAGUAAAGUUGGCAUCAUCCUUAUGCAUGUUAGACUUAGUUCAUGUCCAUGGUCAUGUUCUUUAACAAUGGUGAGAUUGACAAUUGGUGACUGAUAAAGAAAAAACUAUUUCUGUUAUAGACCAUGGACCCCAGAAUGGAAAAAUACCGGUAAGUGUGUGGGGUGGGUGACUGAUGGAUAUUGAGUAUGAGCUCUUGAGUCUCAUUGUCUGAAAUGGAUAGAUGAGUAAGUAACACUGUAUUUGUUUGUAUUGCGCAGAUUUGUAUUUAUGUUUGUGUGUGUGUAUUUAUGUUUGUGUGUGUCAUUCAGGAUGUCAGCUCAGUGUAUCAGAUCUUCACUGAUGAGGUGCUGGGUUCAGGACAGUUCGGAGUGGUGUAUGGAGGUGGGUUUGACGUUACACUAGAAUAAAUACUUUCUCUACCAUUACCUGUUAGGCGCAAUGAGUUUCUUCUAGAUUAUAUAGGGUAUUAUCAUUGUAUUACUUGGCUAGCUGAGAUUCUGCUCACGUCCCCAGGCACCCACAGACAGUCUGGUCGGCCAGUGGCCAUCAAGGUCAUCGACAAAACCCGUUUCCCUACCAAACAGGAGAGACAGUUGAGGAACGAGCAGGCAAUUCUACAGGUGAAGGUUCUGGAUUUGUGUGUUUGUAUUACAUUUGUAUUACAGGGAGGUACAGUAUUCGAAAUGAACAUCCCAUUGUCAUAUUUGUUUCCCCUUCAAUAUGUGUGUGCGCGUGUGUCCAGAAUCUGUCCCACCUCGGUAUAGUUCUACUGAAGGGCAUGUUUGAGACCAUGGAACACGUCUUCAUUGUCAUGGAGAAGCUACAUGGCGAUAUGCUGGAGAUGAUUCUGUCCAAUGAGAAGGGCCGACUGCCAGAGCGCACCACACGCUUCUUGGUUACACAGGUACUGGCCACAUAGCGAUAGGAUAUAGACUAUUUCUUCAACAGUCUGCGGUAUUCAAGUAGUGCCUCUACGGGGGAAAAGUAGUGCCUUUUAUAAUACAUUUGAUGCAUACCUCAAUAUGUAAAAUUCAGUUGAUUUUGAAUUUCUUGUUGACUCACAGACUAGUGUGUGUGUGUGUGUGUGUAGAUUCUAGAGGCCCUGCGAUACCUGCAUUUCAAACACAUCGCUCACUGUGACCUGAAACCUGAGAAUGUACUGCUGGCCUCCCCAGACCCCUUCCCUCAGGUCAGUGUGUGUUUGUGUGUGCGUGCAUGUGCAUCAGUUUGUCUGUGAAGACUGUCUACUCCUUCCAUCAGGCUUCACAGCAACUCCUCUCCCCUCAGGUAAAGCUGUGUGACUUUGGUUUUGCCCGCAUCAUCGGCGAGAAGUCAUUCCGCCGGUCGGUUGUGGGCACGCCGGCCUACCUGGCACCCGAGGUCAUCAGUAGUCAUGGUUACAACCGCUCGCUGGACAUGUGGGCGGUGGGUGUGGUCCUGUACGUCAGCCUGAGCGGAACAUUCCCCUUCAACGAAGAUGAGGACAUCAGACAACAGAUCACCAACGCUGCCUUCAUGUACCCUCGCCUGCCCUGGUCUAACAUCUCACUAGAGGGUAAGUUUAUUCCCCUGGAAGGACCAAUGCAAGCAAAAGAGCCCCAUAAUGAUCAUCAGUGAUCCACCACCAUAUUUUACUGUUUUUUCUGGCAACCCUUCCAAAGAGCCUAUUGGAAUGGGGAUGGCGUCUAAUUGUAGUUUUGGAAUCUUGGUGACCCCAAGAUGCCACCAAGUUCUAGAAUUCUCCAACUGUGGCCCUUGGACUUUUCUUUGCCUCCCAAACCAUCUUCCUCAGUAUGCGUUGGGACAAGAUACACGUGUCCUCUACCAGGCAAGUUUACCACUGUUCCAGCGGUUUUAAACAUCUUAAUUAUUGCCCUAAUAGUGGUAAGUGGUAUACUGUAUUUAGUUUUUUAGCUGUUUGUACCUGAUUUAUGAAGGUCAACAACCAUUUGUCUCUUUUCGUUUGUGAGUUCUUUGCCUUUCCCCAUGGUGGUGGAUGACAAAUGGAUUUUACAUGCGUAGUACCUCAUUUUUAUACCCCAGUGAAACAGGAAGCCAUGGAAGGCCACAAUACAGUUCCUUAAGUUUAUAUGAACUUAAAGUUGAAUGUUAAUGCAGAUUUCAUUUUUGAUAAGAUUCUUAAGAAGUGCCAAUCAUUUUGAGACCUAUCUUUUUGAGAUAUAACAAUUAUUACUUGUUAAAGAAAAUCUCUUUCUCUGGGCAAUUGUAUUAGUAUAAAAUAAUAUCAUUUUCAAAUUGUUCUGAGCGUAUAAUAUAGCUCAGUAUUUUGAUAAUUUUUCGUUUAUCUUUAUCAAGGAUGCCAAUAAUUUUGGAGGUGACUGUAUGUAUCAAUUUUACUUCAUGACCCCUCAACCCCCCUUCUCCUAUGGGUAUGGUGGCUCGCCCAGGGAGGUUGUUUCACAAAAGUGUCUCCCUCAGAAAUAUUAAGUAGGUCUGUACCCCCGCCUGCCUUGGGCUAACAUCUCACUGGAGGGUAAGUCUUUACCCCCGCCUGCUCUGGCCUUACAUCUCAAUUUAGGGUAAGUCUGUACCCCCGCCUGCUCUGGGCUAAACAUCACAAUAGAGGGUAGGUAUUUACCCCCACCUUCCCUGGGCUAACAAAUCACUAGAGGAUAAGUAUGUACCCCCACCUGCCCUGGGCUAACAUAUCACUAGAGGAUAAUUAUAUUCUCGCCUGCUCUGGGCUAACAUCACACUAGAGGGUGAGCAGGGUUUCCCCCUAGUGUUUUGUCUAAGGCGGGGAGCAGAAACCAAUCAGCAUUCAAACAUCAUUUUCUUUCCAUAGCCCUGGGCUAACAUUUUAUCUGUGAGGGGGUAGAAUCAGUCUCUCAUGACGUUCUCAUCUCUCUCUCUCUAGCGGUGAGUCUGAUCAACAACCUGCUCCAGGUUGCAGUAAGACGUAGGUUCAGUGUGGGAAAAGCAAUGGGACACCCCUGGCUACAGGUAAGAGACCUCAACUUCUCCUAACAUAAACACUUUAAGGCUCAGACACACCAAGGAUAUUGACUGCUGAGAGGUAUUUAGCACCUCUUGUUGGCAGUUAACUUUUUGUUGUUCACAAAUACGCCACCGAUCCGAUUGUCAAAAUACUUCACACCACAAGGUGGCAGUAGCUUGUUGGGCUUGUGCCUACUGUAGAUAGCUAAUGUUAGCCAACUAGCAAGAUGCACUAAUAAUGUUGUUAGCUAGCUAUAAUUUGUAGUAAGCCCUUGUUGAUAUGAGCCAGAUGGCCACAACUAGAUAACUUGCAAAAUUAUAAUUAAAUCCCAAUGGAUUCGUUUUUGAAUGAAGCAGCUGCCUGUAAGUCAGUGGAGAAGCUAGCUAGCUAGCUAUGUUGUGCUACUGGAAAAUAAUGGCGAUGCUAACGUUAGCUAGAAUGCGAACUGGCACUGGCUGUGUGGGAUAGUGGAGAGUGGAUUAAAUGAUGUAUUAUUCAUCUUGCUAGAUAGCUAGCUUAGUAGAGCAUUUAGUGUUGUGUGCAUUGUGCUGCACUUACCACCCCAUUCGUUUCAUAUGAAGUGUUUGUGACUGCCUUGGUCAGUUAGCAAGCUAACGUUAGCUAGCUAACUAAUGAGCUAGUGCACAUUAUCAAGCCUAACAAAAAAAAAACACUACUUCAAGCACAACUCCUUAGCUAGAUGUCAAAAAUAAAAAAAGUUAACACUUACUCUAGAAAAAAACAAGUAUUAUGCAGCUUUAAUGUCUUAGAACAAUUCUAAUGAAAAGGUGGAGGAUUACAUGGGAUACCCUUAGGUUCUUUUUAGUUUUGCUUGUCACCAGUUGGCUCCCUGCCACGUGGAGGUUUGUGCUCUCUGAUUGGCUUAAAGUCAAGUUGUUGGACACUGCUGAGCAUUGCGAUUCUACAAGUAGAAAUGACAGAUUCUUUGGCACCAGUAUGCAGCAGGUAGCCUAUGUCUUUUGUUCUAGCAAGAGAAGUAAUGGCCUCCUACUGUGGUAAGCAUAGCCGCGGGAAGUAGGGGUGCUGCAACACCCCCUGAUAAAUCACAUUUUAAAAAAAUCUCUGUGUGUCUGACAUAUUAGACAAGAAACUGAAAACCGCUCAGAGCAGUUUGUAAGGCAAUGGGUAUAGCCUAUAACAAGUGAGAAGGGUAGCCAGUUUGUAACCCAUUAUGAAUGGCCAGUCAUUGACAGGCCAUCUCUACAUUUCACACCUCUUUCUCUCUCCCUUUAUGUCCUUUUCUACUCUCCCUCUUCCCUCUAACCCUAGCUCCAUUCCAGCUCAACACCAACAGCCAUAACCAAACCCUUCUAACUCGUAACCAUAACCCUAACCUUAACUCCCCAGGACUUCCAGUUGUGGUGUGACCUGAGGGAGUUUGAGAAGAGGAUGGGCUGCAGGUACCUGACCCACGAGGGGGACGAGGACCGCUGGAGAUGCCACGCCCUGGAGAGGGGCCUGGUCUUCCCCUCUCACCUCACCUGGACCCCCGGGCACGACGACAGCCUGUGA
Coregonus sp. 'balchen' is the source of this 32508-nucleotide messenger RNA. NCBI's taxonomy places the organism in Eukaryota, Metazoa, Chordata, Actinopteri, Salmoniformes, Salmonidae. The record is from the annotation of a GenBank genome assembly.